This is a messenger RNA of Solanum lycopersicum (tomato), 1177 nucleotides long. RefSeq lists its product as uncharacterized. NCBI's taxonomy places the organism in Eukaryota, Viridiplantae, Streptophyta, Magnoliopsida, Solanales, Solanaceae. Gene Ontology annotation, biological process: cytoplasmic translation. The record is from RefSeq and is a predicted model, not a curated record. Gene Ontology annotation, molecular function: protein binding.
UCUCACGAUCACUGUGAAUUCAGUAAGGUUCCUUUACCCUAGAUUCAUGCGAGUGAAACUCCAAUACGACGUCGUAGCCUUCUCCAUUGCUUCUCUUGAGAUUGAGCUCUAGGUUUUUUUUUUCUCUACAGCUCUCUCGAGUCUGUCUCUGUCUCUGUCUGCUGUUUGAGUGAUCGCGAAGCAAGAAAAAGUGAGAAAUUCAUCCUAGAGAGCAAUCAUGACAGACUAUGUGCAGGAGCAAGAGAUGGAAAUCGAAGCAUUGGAAGCAAUUCUUAUGGAUGAAUUCAAAGAAAUUCACUCCAGUGAAAGUGGGCUAAACACUUCAAAUCGAUGCUUCCAAAUUACUAUUUCUCCUCAGGAGGAGGACGAAGAAUUUACACAAUCAUCAGUUCGACUGGCUUUAAUAUUCUCUCACACAGAAAAAUAUCCGGAUGAACCUCCACUUUUGAAUGUCUCAAGUUUAAAAGGAAUUCAUUCUGGAGAUCUGAAAACAUUGAAAGAGAAGCUUGAACAAGAGGCUGUUGAGAAUCUUGGCAUGGCUAUGAUCUACACAUUGGUCUCAUCAGCUAAAGACUGGCUAUCUGAAAGAUUUGCUCAGGAGACCGACGAAGGUGUUGAAGACGAUGAAGCCAAAAAAGAGGAAGUAAUUGUUCCACAUGGAGAAGCAGUUACGGUUGAAACAUUCUUGGCAUGGAGGGAAAGAUUUGAAGCUGAACUAGCUCUGGAAAGAGCCAAGUUAAUGCCAGAUGCAGCACUUUCUGUUUCGAAGGAAAAGAAACUCACAGGGAGGCAAUGGUUUGAAAGUGGAAGAGCCAGUGGGAAAGCUGCAGCAGCUACUGCUGAAGAAUCUGAUGAAGACAUGGAUGAUAUUGAUUUCGAUGAUGAUGAUUUUGAAGAUGAUGAUGAAGAAGAUAUGCUUGAGCACUAUUUGGCUGAGAAAACAGAUUCAUCAUCUCAUUCUUAAACAGAUUCAACGUCAAGAUAACUUUUGUUUUAUGCUGAAUGUGGAAGUAUUAUUUUGCUCAUUUCUCAAAUGUUGUAAUGAGGUAUUGCAGGUUGUACCUGUGCCAGUUUUGGCCCUAGAUCAGACAGCACGAGUGCUGAACAUAUGUUCACUGAGAUAUAAAUACACUUUUUGAUGGGUUAAAGAUUUAUUGAUGAUGCUUGUGUGUUUCAA